GACGGUGAAGAAAGUAGUAAUCGAAAUAAUGAUUAUCAUCGACCACUGUGUGGCUGCACCACAGUUACGACGGGAGAAGCCUUGAUGAUGACACUGUUGUUAGGAGCAGAAGAUUCCCUCACGUGGAAGACUAUUACUGCGAUUUUAUCACUGAUAAAUAGUUUAUUUGAAAAUGAUGUUCUUCCUACUUCAAAACAUAAGCUAUUUAAAUUAUUACAACUAAAUGAAGAUAUUCUGUCGUAUCAUUUAUUUUGUGAAGAAUGUUUUCAUUAUUUUGGCGCCCAAAAAAGAUUCGAUAAAAAAGAAUUAGCCUGUGAAAAUUGUAAAAACAAUAAGAAGACGCCAGACAUUUCAUAUUUCUUAACCUUUGAUGUCUCCUCACAACUAAAGACAGUAUUAGAAGAACCAGAAGUGCAGCAUAUCUUAUUGGAACGUUUCCAAAAAGUGGAAGAAAAUGUGGAAAAGAAUAAGCUACGGAGUAUGAGUGAUGGGCAAGUGUAUAAAAAAUUAUCAACAAUAAAUAACCCUUUAUCGAAUAAAUAUAAUUUUUCAUACACAUUCAACACUGACGGUUGUCAACCUUCAAAGUCAAGUAAAAUUUCUAUUUGGCCAAUAUAUGCUAUUAUAAAUGAGUUACCUCCAAAGCUACAAUCGAAGCAUAUGAUCAUGGCUGGUUUAUGGGUUAAUCAAAAAGAACCAGAUAUGCAUCUAUUUCUGAAACCAUUCAUUCAACAAGCUAAUGAAUUAACUGAUAAAGGUGUACAGUGGAAGCUCGAAAAUGAAAUAAUAACAAGUAAGUUCAUUCCAUUAUGCUCCGUAGUUGAUUCAGUUGCGCGGUGUAAAAUUUUGAAUAUGAAGCAGUAUAACGGAACUUAUGGGUGUACAUUUUGCGAACAUCCUACGGAGCGAGUUGAUAAUUGUGCAAAAUAUCCUAUAUCUGCAGUCGUUCCACCAAGUCGGACAGACGAAUCAAUAAAAAAAAACAUGGUACUUGCUGUGGAAGUUCAAUACGGCAAAGACGUUAGAGGAGUCUGGGGACCAUCACCAUUGAUGAUUUUAAAAUAUUUUAAUAUUGUUGAUGGAAUUUCGCCAGAUUACAUGCAUUGCAUUUUAUUAGGUGUAACACAGCAACAUACCGAAAUACUAUUAUCGUCAUUCGGCGAAGAAUAUUAUGUUGGUAACCCUAAUCAGGUUGAAGCAAUAAAUACAAAACUUAUGAGUUUUAAACAUCCAACAUGCAUAACGCGCUCACCAAGAAAUAUUACCGAGAGAAAAAUGUGGAAGGCAACGGAAUGGCGAUCAUGGCUACUGUUUUAUUCAUUAAUAAGUUUGAAAGGAGUAUUACCUCAGAAAUAUUUAGAACAUCUAGCUUUACUUGCGGAAGCAGUUAGUACUUUGCUAUCUGAAGAAAUAGAAUACGAUGACCUUCGACGUACUGGUUCUCUAAUCGUAAGAUAUGUAGCACUGUAUCAAGAAUACUUCGGGAAAAAAGCUAUGACAUAUAAUGUUCAUUUAUUAACACAUAUGGAACAAAGUGUAUUAAAUUUAGGACCUUUGAAAUGUCACAAUACUUUUAUUUUUGAAAAUCAGAACCACUUUGUUUUAAAAAUGCAAAAAAGUCCAAAUCGCAUCGAUGUUCAGAUUGCAAGACGAUUCUUAUUUCAAAAAGCAUUACCAUCAUUGAAAAAUAAAAUUGAAGCAAGUGACACGUUUCUCAAAUUUUGUGAGAGAAAUUUGACAGGACGUUUAAAAAAUACUUAUAAAGUGGAUGGCUGUAUACUAAUAGGAAAAGGCAAAGACUAUGAAUUAAAUACUGAAGAGCGAAAACUUUUAAAUAGAUCACAGAAAUGUAAGUCGUUUAAUAGAUUUAUUUUAAAUGGCAAACGAUGUACAUCUGAUAGUUAUCGUUUAUGUCAAAAAAUAAAUGAUUCAUCAGUAGUAUUAAAAAAUGGCAAGAUAGCAGUAAUAAAAAAUAUUUGUUACUUCGAUUGUAAUGAGAUUAGAGAUAAAAUUUAUAUUUUUUAUGAAGAAGUCAUAAAACAGAACAAAUAUUUUUAUUCAUCAAGGAAUGUUACUGUUCACAGUAUUGAAGAAUGUAUGAUUACUAAUAAAUUGAAUUUCUGCGAAGUAAACUUGGUAUCACAACCAUGUAUGUUGACUUUGGCAGAAAAUAAAAAUUAUGUUAUUUUCAUACCACCAGGAUGUUAUGGCGAUUGAAAAUUUGCUAUUGACUUAGUAUCGUAAAAUUGUUAAAUUUGAUGUGAUUAUAACUUCAAAUAAUAAAAUUAUAAAUUUUACUUACCAUUAUGUUAAUACUCAAUGUUACUUGAUUUAUAAAAUUAAAUUAAUUAUUCACUUUUACAAUAAAAUAAAGAUAAAAUUAUUCAAAUAAU
Microplitis mediator is the source of this 2393-nucleotide messenger RNA. RefSeq lists its product as uncharacterized. Bases 85 to 2217 code for a protein of 710 amino acids. NCBI's taxonomy places the organism in Eukaryota, Metazoa, Arthropoda, Insecta, Hymenoptera, Braconidae. The record is from RefSeq and is a predicted model, not a curated record. The transcript has a single exon.